Molecule: messenger RNA, 2292 nt
Organism: Ictalurus punctatus (channel catfish)
Lineage: Eukaryota; Metazoa; Chordata; Actinopteri; Siluriformes; Ictaluridae
Gene: rell1
Product: RELT like 1
Exons: 7
Coding region: 424-1209 (261 amino acids)
Biological process (GO): positive regulation of p38MAPK cascade
Cellular component (GO): plasma membrane
Source: RefSeq, a predicted model, not a curated record
CCCUUCCUUCCACUCCGUUAGCUUGGAAGGAAACGUAAUGCACUCUUGAGUUCCAUCUACUGUGAGGAGGAAUGCGGCUUUCCUCUUUUAGCUCUGGGAUUGUUUUUUACGUAAAAAACUUUUAUCAUAAUUAUUAAUCGUGGAUCUAUUUGUAAAUAACAAAUGAACACUCGUAACUGCGAGGAGCUGUCGUUCCAGUCGUGUUUCCGCACACACAGACGCAGAGACUCACAGCUUCACGUUACAGAGUGGGAAGUUCCUCACAGCGGCUUGACUCAAGAAGAAUGAGGAAACACCAGCAAACACCACGCUCCAAGUUUAGCUAGCAGGUAACCACCCGUGUUUAACAUCUCUCCGAGUUGUCUGGACCCUGAACGCGGCGGUCUGGUUCCUCUGAAUCUCAGGACUCUUCUCUCAGACCCCAUGGCGGAACCUGCAGUGAGCGUCAAUGCGAUACUAAACAAAACAACGGGCGCUGGAGGGACGGAGCAUGGCAGCUCCACUCACCCUGAGUACAUAGCCUUCGGCCUGGUGCCCGUCUUCUUCCUCCUAGGCUUGCUGGGCAUGUUAAUCUGCCACAUAUUGAAGAAGAAGGGCUAUCGCUGCACCACAGAUGCUGAGGAACUUGUUGAGCCUGAGGGAGAGGAGGAGAAACAUCUGGAGGACGGAGAUAUCAAUGACACCUACAGCGAGGGCAACACAGACACUGUGGGCCAGAUCGUUCACUACAUCAUGUCAAACGAAGCUAACACAGAUGCCCUGAAGGCCAUGGUUACUGAGAACAGCAUAGACUCUGAUGGAGCGCCUAUAACACCUACCACACCAGCUCCUGCGUCCCCUACGAGCCCCGUGUCACCCGGAGUUCCUGCCGCAGCAGCCAAACACACCUGUAACCACCUUCACACUAUCGGAGGAGUUAUGGGGCACAACAAUACGUGUCACCGCUGCAAUCAAAAGAAAUGGCCCCUCAUGCGGCGCGGUUCGAACAGGAAAGUGGAGCGCCGCUCACAUGCCGGAGAGGUCACCGUGCUGGCAGUUGGCAGAUUCCGCGUGACUAAAACUGACCCACGGCCGACCCGGGAAAGACACACCCUGCUGAUCACUGAGCCUAACGGCAGUGUCCCUGCCACUCCGGUAAAGACCGAGGGAGCUCCACUGAACAGCAGCACAGAUGCCCAGCCUAAGGCAGAGGCUGAUGAUAGAAAGUGAUGGUCUGGGCGGAGCAAGGUCUGUUAGUCAAGUAUAAUCAAGAAAAAAUUUUAAACAUGUUUUAAACCCAACCACAGCAGAGAGGGAGGAAGUUAACACCAAGGCUCUAAAGACAAAAUGGUGGUAAAAGAAUGAAGCAAAGUGACCAGGCCUUUUAAUUUGAAUGGCAGUAUUAGACUCCACGCUCGUGCUGCUGGGGUUUGUUUGUGUAUCUGGGAAGGGAGGAGGAACGGGCACCAGUUUGUCAGUUAUUCCAUCAGCAUGUCCUUCUCCUCCCUUUAUAAAAACAGUGCAUCAUUAACCACACACGGAGUCGUUUUGUACAUUUUAAUGUCUGCGAGCGGAUCAAUGGUUAAUCCACAGUCAAACAUACGCUCACAUUACAUUGUAGACUCCAGAAUGGUUAUGUGACCCAAGGUCAUGUGACUCAGUCUACUACUUCCAAGAAAGCAGGGAGUCAUUUUUAAGUGCACCUUUCAAUUUGUUCACUACAGAGAACCAGAAAACCAUCUUGGGUACAAAUUUUAAUGAAGCACAUGUCUGAACGAAUCACCUUGUUUGACCCUGCUCCACCUGUCCACCAGAUGGCUUACUGUUUGUCGUUCGUUUUAUAUUUCGCUUUGCCAAACCCUUUGUGCCUUUAACCAGAUCAGCGUGAUGUUUAAUGUAACUUCAGCCAAUGUCUCCAUGCUGGUAUAAAACACUAGGGUUAGUGCGCUAUACUUUCCCAAAUAUCUUACUGAAGCCAUAUGCAAGAGUAUAUAAUGAUGCAAACAAACAAAUCCUGCUAAAACCUAAAAAGAAAAAAAUCUAGAAAAUGAUAUGGGGAGCUUCUGUGUAAAAUAUAAUGCCAAUUCACCUGUGCUUUAGGAAAAUGUUGCACCAGAUCACCCAAACUGCAUGGUUUAUUUACAUUCUAUGUACCUGGCUGGUUACCUCAUAGAAUAAAAAGCACUGUGUUGUAAUCUAAUACAAAUACAUAAGGAAUACAGUAAUACUAUUAUACUAUUUGUCUACUCUCAUACUGUUUCGUGUUCCAUACAUACCAGUUGUUAAUGUUUAAAAAACAAAACAAAAAAAACA